Messenger RNA from Pichia kudriavzevii, 1068 nucleotides. RefSeq lists its product as uncharacterized. Bases 1 to 1068 code for a protein of 355 amino acids. Gene Ontology annotation, cellular component: nucleus. Gene Ontology annotation, molecular function: RNA polymerase III core binding. The transcript has a single exon. Gene Ontology annotation, biological process: negative regulation of transcription by RNA polymerase III. Lineage: Eukaryota; Fungi; Ascomycota; Pichiomycetes; Pichiales; Pichiaceae. The record is from RefSeq and is a predicted model, not a curated record.
AUGAAAUACAUCGACGAGUUUGAUAUUGACCUGGUUAAUCAGUUCUUGACAUUUAACACCACAGAAAUGCAUAUUCAGGGAACAUGUGAUCUGUUUACUACAAAACCCGUAGGUUCUGAUCGAAAACUCUAUAAAGUUUUAGAUAAAAUGUACAACACCGAAGAUAACGAUGAAGGUGAAAGCCUCAAGGAUAUGGAUUCAAAACAACGUCAGAACUCGUUGAACUCAGUAGGUUCUACUGAAAAAUCCCAGUCGUCACCAGAUAAUGUGAAUUCUCAAUUUAUACAGCUCAAAAACCGAUCAUUCUCUUAUUCUCACACCACAAAACCACAAGUACUGAACAAUGGUGAUGAUGCUACUUUGAAGAGAUCACACUCUUUUGCAUCUCCAACCCCAGAAACUCAAAUUGAACACUAUGAGGAAGAUUCACCAUUUGGACCAUUGAGUCAAUCAUCUUCAAGAAAACUGUUUGGGUAUCUAAUUGGUGCACUGAACGGAACUUUCCCCGACCAUGAUUUUUCUACUGUUCAACCGAAACAUUUUACCAUGCUACAUUCUGCAGGUGAGCUAAUAGCUAAAGUUAAUUCAUUUCUCAUUUCAUCGGGAAAAUCGACAGGCCUUGAUUGGAUAUGGCAGACUAUAAAUACCCAUAUGGAAUUGGACCAUUGCGUUUGUUUUCAGUUUGACCCCUCCCAGUCUUUCCUGGACGAUUUAGGUGUAAUUUGGUGCAAUAUGUACUUUAUGUUCAAUAAAAAGAAGAAAAGAGUUGCAUUUUUGUACUUUUUGGCAACGAUUUUGAAUGAAGCAGACAACUCAACUACUAUAUCAAGGAGAAGAAAUAGUAAACGAGGAACUUUGGAUGAAGAGGGUAUGAAGAUGGGGGAAGAUGAUAGUGAAUAUGAUCUUCGUUAUAAUGAGGAUUAUGAACCAAUAUACGAAGAUGUUUUCGAAGAUGACGAUAUUGAUAUGAUCGAUGGAACAAAUACCAUCAACAAGGAUGAAGAAGGCUAUGAUAUGAGUGACGACGAACUUGCCAAUCUUAAUCAGGAUGAUGAAGGUUAUUUGUGA